Fusarium verticillioides 7600 is the source of this 156-nucleotide messenger RNA. RefSeq lists its product as hypothetical. The transcript has a single exon. Bases 1 to 156 code for a protein of 51 amino acids. NCBI's taxonomy places the organism in Eukaryota, Fungi, Ascomycota, Sordariomycetes, Hypocreales, Nectriaceae. The record is from RefSeq and is a predicted model, not a curated record.
AUGAAGGAUAGAGUCUUGUUAACACUGCCUGCGCGUGCGGUCUGCAAGGUCUCAGGCGGGAACGUGCAUCUUCUAGCAGUGGCAGGCAUUGUCUAUGAUUCACUGGCCUACUGUGGACGCUCUCUGGGGGCAAUAAAAAACAUCAACCUCGAUUGA